Molecule: messenger RNA, 1458 nt
Organism: Anopheles nili
Lineage: Eukaryota; Metazoa; Arthropoda; Insecta; Diptera; Culicidae
Product: carboxypeptidase Q-like
Exons: 3
Coding region: 1-1458 (485 amino acids)
Biological process (GO): proteolysis; peptide catabolic process
Molecular function (GO): metallodipeptidase activity
Source: RefSeq, a predicted model, not a curated record
AUGCUUCGGAUGAAGUUGACUUUCUUGAGUGCGCUCUGCGCGACGUUAAUUUUGGUAGGCGUUGUCACGGCUCAUGAAUCCAAGUGCAAACUUCCUCGUGGUAUUCGAAACGAAAUAAGGCAGUAUCAACCGUUGGUUGAAUCCAUUUUUAACCAAAUUGUAUCGGGUGAGUAUGCCGGUAAAACGUGGGAAAGUUUACUGGAUUUUACCGAUCGAUUCGGUCCGCGUCUUACGGGAUCGAAACAACUGGAGGAUGCCAUCGAUUUCGCUGUGGAGCAAAUGUCCAAUGAAGGACUCGAUAACGUACACACGGAGGAAGCCAUAGUGUCUCACUGGGAGCGUGGCAGAGAGUGGGCACAACUCGUGGAACCUUUCCAUAAGAAUCUACCGAUGCUCGGAUUAGGCAAGUCCGUAGGAACUCCUGAAGCCGGUAUUUUAGGUGAGGUGAUUGCAGUGGAAUCCUUCGAAGAAUUCGAAAAUUUACCUGCACAGCUGGUACAGGGAAAGAUAGUCGUUUUUGCUCCAGCAUGGGUUAGUUACGGUGCCACUGGUCGCUACCGAUACGAAUCGGCCUCUUUGGCGGCUGCAAAAGGGGCCGCCGCCGUUUUGAUUCGAUCCAUGACCCCGUUCUCGAUCGGAACACCGCACACUGGUACCACUCAGUACGAACCUGGCGUGCGACGUAUUCCCGCUGCCGCUAUUACGGUCGAAGAUGCAAUGCUACUUUUACGCAAAUUCCGGCGAGGAGAUAAGAUGGUAAUUCAUCUAAAAAUGGAUGCGAUCAACCUUGAGCCAACAAUAUCUCGCAACACCAUCGGCGAACUGGAAGGAACAAUGUACAAGAACACCUCUGUGGUUGUGGUUUCCGGGCACAUGGACAGCUGGGACGUGGGUACAGGAGCAUCAGAUGACGCAGGCGGUGUGUUCAUAUCCUGGAAGGCUGUCUCCUUCCUUAAAGCUAUGGGUUUACGAGCGCGAAGGACGAUACGUGCUAUUUUUUGGACGGCGGAAGAGCAGGGAUUGGAAGGAGUUGGUGUCUACGAACAGCAACAUGCCGAUAACGAGAAGAAAGAAUUUAACGUAUUCUUCGAAUCCGAUUCGGGGACGUAUGAGCCAACUGGACUCGACUUUUCUGGAAAUGAGGUCGCUCAGUGUAUUUUUGGAGAAAUUGCAAAGUUAAUGCCCGGAUUCGAAGAUUUUCGGUACACUGACGGAGUGGUAGGAUCAGAUAUUGGAAACUGGGUCGAACGAGGUUUUCCAGGCGUAUCACUUCGUAAUAAGAACGAAAAUUACUUUUGGUACCACCACACUGACGGAGAUACGAUCGAGCUGGAAGAUUCCGGAGCUUUGGACAAAAGCACUGCCCUCUGGGCAGCUACUGCCUUCGUGAUCGCGGAUUUAAGCAUCGAUAUUCCCAAAAAUGUCGUAGAUUAUAGUUACAACACUGAUAGGAAAUGA